AUGAUCAAGAAAGGGAAACAGGCGCGCAAAAAGCAGAGAGGAGAGAGAGAGAGGGAAAAACGGUUGCGAUAGGAGAAGAAGAGGAGGGAGACAAAAGAAAGGGGGGGGGGGGGGAGAGAGAGAGAGAGAGAGAGAGAGAGAGAGAGAGAGAGAGAGAGAGAGAGAGAGAGAGAGAGAGAGAGAAGAUGAUUGAGGUGGUGUUGAACGAUCGGUUGGGGAAGAAGGUGCGUGUGAAAUGCAACGAGGAUGACACCAUUGGAGACUUGAAGAAGCUAGUUGCGGCGCAAACGGGGACGCGGCCUGAGAAGAUUAGGAUACAGAAAUGGUACACGAUCUACAAGGAUCACAUAACUCUGGCGGACUACGAAAUCCACGACGGCAUGGGUCUGGAAUUGUACUAUAAUUAACCAACCAACUGAUUAAUAUCCCACCGUCCUUGCGUGCGUCAAUCAAUCCGAGAACCCACAAGUUCAUCGCCAGGGCAUGAUUCUUGUAAAGAUAUGUUGCGUGAAGGAGAAGCAGAAGGAGAAGCAGAAGGAGAAGAAGCAGAAGGAGAAGAAUUAUGAGGAGCUGCAAGACUUACUGAGCGAUGGACAUGAACACGUGUUUUAACGGACAUGAACACGUGUUUUAACGAACGGCCACGUGUCGGCUAUGGAUUCGGACUGUCGCUGCUUUUUGGUAAUAAUACGUAUGGGUCAGGCAGUAUAGCGAGGAGCUUGUUCCAUCCAUGUACUGCCACGUGUCGCGGCCCUGGCUCAAGGGAAGAUGCCGUUCACCUGGUGAUGCCGGCGAUGGCGGCGGCUUUGUGCGACAAGAGAGAGGAAAGGAGAGAAGAGGAUCAGGUAUGGAAUCGAACUGUCGCCUGACUUUUGUAUUAUUACGGAACGGAAGGGUAUACAAACGGAAAACAACACCCUUCUGGCGCUCACGUCUGAAGAUAUGUGGCGACGAUGAUGACUGAUAGUCACGCAAUUGGGCGAUAAAGGCGAUGACAGAGCAUCUGACGACGAUGGUGACAACCGGAAGAUGGCGGCGAUGACGAUGAUGACCGUCGCACAACAGGGCGACGGCGGCGAUGGUGACAGUCACACAACUCGGCGAUGAAGGGGAUGAUUACCGAUGGUUUCUGCGAUGACGAUCGUCACACAAUCGGACGACGGCGGCGAUGGCGGUGAUGGUGACCGUCACAAUAUCGGGCGAUGGCGGCGACGAUGGCGACGGUGACUGUCACACAACAGGGCGAUGGCGGCAAUGGUGACUGUCACACAACUGGGCGAUGAUGCCAGCGAUGAUCAUAGUCGCACAGUCGGGCUAUGGCGGCGAUGGCGGUGAUGGUGACCGUCAUGCAAUCGGGCGAUGGCGGUGCAAUGAUGAGUUAACGUCAGGGUGUUAGCUCUUAUCACUCUCCAAAGUGCGGGAGGGCACGUGCGGAGCGGCAGGGUUGGGUGAUGUCAAUCGUCGUCGAUCUCGGAGACCAGAUCACAUUCCAUUAUCCGUUCGAAAUUGGUUUUCCCCUCACUUUUUCUCAGUCUUGUACACUGCCUUGCCUGCGCUUUUGUUGCUGCGUUGAGGUGUCUGCUUUGCCUGUAUGUCUGAAUUCAUGCGAGAACUCUGCUUGGAGU
This is a messenger RNA of Chara braunii, 1625 nucleotides long. The record is from the annotation of a GenBank genome assembly. Lineage: Eukaryota; Viridiplantae; Streptophyta; Charophyceae; Charales; Characeae.